This is a messenger RNA of Suillus clintonianus, 1355 nucleotides long. RefSeq lists its product as uncharacterized. Lineage: Eukaryota; Fungi; Basidiomycota; Agaricomycetes; Boletales; Suillaceae. Bases 129 to 1121 code for a protein of 330 amino acids. The record is from RefSeq and is a predicted model, not a curated record. The transcript has 4 exons.
GUAUGCUGUGAUAUUUCUAUUUCUUUGGAAUCGAGCACUCUCGCACUGCCUCGUGACCGCCCUGAUCCAAUAAUGUCCUGACCACCAACUUGGAUAUCCUGCCGCCUGCGUCUAUUCAAAUACCAAUCAUGUCGAUGGCCUACAUACCCCAGCAGAUCGACGUGGUCAGUGGCGAGCAGUAUCGUUACGCGUUGACUAACUUCCGAAUCGCGCACGAGAAAGUCGAGGAACAACGCCGACAGCUCGAAGAACAAGAGAAACAGGUUGCAUUGCUCCGUGCACGGAUUGCUUUGCUAGAAGGGACUGCGAAUGAUGAGCAACAGGAUGGUAGACAUCCGAGUCAUGGGGGUAGCUCAGUUGAUGACUUCUCUAUCAAAAAUACUGCGUCCCAGUUGGAGCGAUUGAUCAACCGUUGGGCAGCAGACGUUGUGCGCUCACCGCCCUCCGAACUGUCUGACAUCUAUGGAGCCGCCUUAGGCGACAUCACAGGCACUUAUGAUCAUGUGCCCUUUGAUGCCUCACCAAUGCAGGUACAGAAUAUCCUCCGCCAUGCGAUGUCAGAAGUCAUUGGCACCGAGAUUGUCAACAAUCUUGUCGUGACCAACUCCCCGGAGGCAAACGUCCAACUCACAAGAAUUCACGAGCACUUGUUCGCCCGCAACCCUGUCGUAGCAUGCGUUUGGCGCCGACAAACAUUCUCAGCAGCAGUGGAGACAUGCGACCCUGAAAUGACAGCUACUAUUCUUGCAGAGACUCUCCCAGUGCUCACCAAAGUGCUUGGGGGAUCAGCAAGCAACACAGCCCCAAUUCUAGCAAGCGCAUACACGUUCUCGCGCAUGCUGCAUGGCGCCCCAUCAACAUCCACCGACACAUUUUACCGCAGCUUUGUCCCUGAGCUUGGAAGCAUCCUCUAUCCGCGUCAGAUAGAGCUCGUACGGCGCUGUCUCAAGAGCGAGCGUGGCGAGCAGGACCGCGUAGGUGCAACGAUCUUUCCUGGGCUUGUGAAAGUCAGGGGGGGAAUCGUGCAAUCUACUGAGAACCAGGAGAUGGUUGUGCGACGCGCGCAGGUGAUUUGCGAAUGCGCACUCGCGUCAUCCGGGAAUGUACCAAUGCAAGGAUAGUAUGAAUCCCCUGCUGCGUGGAUUUUAUACCAGCUUUGACUUGGAUAAGGUGGAAAAGAAGGGAUGGCACCACGUGGGUGGGAUAUAUCAUGCAGUGGUCUAUAUAUUGCUAGCAUCCAAAUCUAUACGACAAGCAGUGAUGCGAGUGUUGCUUGUGAUUGUAUUACCUAUGACGGUGUUAGCGUGGCACAUGUAACGAGUUAGAUAUCAAUACCUCAAGAGCCUGCAGAACCU